AUGCAGAAUGAGUGUGCGGUGCUGUUCAGUAACGUGUCUCGGAGAGUGUUUCAGUGCUGUCACAGGGCAUUCAUACGACGUACUCAGAAGUUUCUCGCCACCCAGUACUCAGCCAACACAACACCACUACACGCCACCAGUCCGCCACAAACACACCACCACUACACGCCUCCAGGCCGCCACAAGCACACCACCACUACACGCCACCAGGCCGUCACAAACACACCACCACUACACGCCACCAGGCCGCCACAAGCACACCACCACUACACGCCACCAGGCCGCCACAAGCACACCACCACUACACGCCACCAGGCCAUCACAAACACACCACCACUACACGCCUCCAGGCCGCCACAAGCACACCACCACUACACGCCACCAGGCCGCCACAAGCACACCACCACUACACGCCACCAGGCCGCCACAAGCACACCACCACUACACGCCACCAGGCCGCCACAAGCACACCACCACUACACGCCACCAGGCCGCCACAAGCACACCACCACUACACGCCACCAGGCCAUCACAAACACACCACCACUACACGCCUCCAGGCCGCCACAAGCACACCACCACUACACGCCUCCAGGCCGCCACAAACCCACCACCACUACACGCCACCAGGCCGCCACAAGCACACCACCACUACACGCCACCAGGCCGCCACAAACACACCACCACUACACGCCACCAGGCCGCCACAAACACACCACCACUACACGCCACCAGGCCGCCACAAACACACCACCACUACACGCCACCAGGCCGUCACAAACACACCACCACUACACGCCACCAGGCCGCCACAAGCACACCACCACUACACGCCACCAGGCCGUCACAAACACACCACCACUACACGCCACCAGGCCGCCACAAGCACACCACCACUACACGCCACCAGGCCGCCACAAGCACACCACCACUACACGCCACCAGGCCGCCACAAACACACCACCACUACACGCCACCAGGCCGCCACAAGCACACCACCACUACACGCCACCAGGCCGCCACAAGCACACCACCACUACACGCCACCAGGCCGCCACAAGCACACCACCACUACACGCCUCCAGGCCGCCACAAGCACACCACCACUACACGCCUCCAGGCCGCCACAAGCACACCACCACUACACGCCACCAGGCCGCCACAAGCACACCACCACUACACGCCUCCAGGCCGCCACAAGCACACCACAGCUGA
Molecule: messenger RNA, 1215 nt
Organism: Oncorhynchus nerka (sockeye salmon)
Lineage: Eukaryota; Metazoa; Chordata; Actinopteri; Salmoniformes; Salmonidae
Exons: 2
Coding region: 1-1215 (404 amino acids)
Source: RefSeq, a predicted model, not a curated record